UCUGGUGGCCGGGUAGCCAGCCUUGCGGACCGGAAGAUGCAGGUGGAGAAGGCCCAGGGGUGCUGGUCAACAGCCCCAGCGUUCUGAGGGGCAGCAGGUCUCUGCCCCAGCCCUGUACCUGAGAGAGCCUAGAGAAGUGGGAUCCUGGCACCCCAACCCCGCAGGCAAGGCAAGUCAGAGCCCAGCCUCUGGCCAGAGGCGGAGCGGAGGCCGCGGGCCCAGCGCCGAGGAUGCUCAUCAAGGAGUACCGCAUCCUGCUGCCCAUGAGCUUGGACGAGUACCAGGUGGCCCAGCUCUACAUGAUCCAGAAGAAGAGCCGAGAGGAAUCAAGCGGUGAGGGCAGCGGCGUGGAGAUUCUGGCCAACCGGCCCUACACAGAUGGGCCCGGCGGCAGUGGACAGUACACGCACAAAGUGUACCACGUUGGCUCCCAUAUCCCUGGCUGGUUCCGGGCACUGCUCCCCAAGGCUGCCCUGCAGGUGGAGGAGGAAUCCUGGAACGCGUAUCCCUACACCCGAACCCGGUACACCUGCCCCUUCGUGGAGAAAUUCUCCAUUGAAAUAGAGACCUAUUACCUGCCUGAUGGGGGUCAGCAGCCCAACGUCUUCAACCUGAGCGGGGUUGAGAGGCGUCAACGCAUCCUAGACACCAUUGACAUCGUCCGGGAUGCAGUGGGCCCAGGCGAGUACAAAGUGGAGGAGGACCCCCGUCUGUACCACUCUGUCAAGACGGGCCGGGGGCCGCUGGCUGACGACUGGGCUCGGACAGCGGCGCAGACGGGGCCCCUCAUGUGCGCCUACAAGCUGUGCAAGGUGGAGUUUCGCUACUGGGGCAUGCAGGCCAAGAUUGAGCAGUUCAUCCAUGACGUGGGUCUGCGCCGGGUGAUGCUUCGAGCACACCGCCAGGCCUGGUGCUGGCAGGACGAGUGGACGGAGCUGAGCAUGGCUGACAUCCGGGCCCUGGAGGAGGAGACUGCCCGAAUGCUGGCCCAGCGCAUGGCCAAGUGCACCACGGGCAGUGAGGGGCCCGAGGCCCAGCCCCCCGGGAAGCCAGGCCCCGAGGUCCGGCCAGGGGCCAGCCUAGCCAGCACCCCCAACAGGCCGGAGGCUGCUGCCGGCCCGGACGCCUCGCCGGACACCAGCUUCGGCAAACAGUGGUCCUCGUCUUCCCGCUCCUCCUACUCAUCCCAGCAUGGAGGGGGUGUGUCCCCCCAGAGCCUGUCUGAGUGGCGCAUGCAGAACAUUGCCAGAGACUCCGAGAAUAGCUCUGAGGAGGAGUUCUUUGAUGCCCACGAAGGCUUCUCGGACAGUGAAGAGGUCUUUCCCAAGGAGAUGACCAAGUGGAAUUCCAACGACUUCAUCGACGCCUUCGCCUCUCCCACGGAGGCUGAGGGGGCUCCAGACCCUGGAAUGGAGGCCACUAAAGGCAUGGAGGACGGGUCCCAAGGCGCCAGGGACUCAGAGGGCCCAGACGGAACCGGGGACCUGGGGGCUGAGGCCUGCUCGGUGCACGCCCUCUUCCUCAUCCUACACAGCGGCAACAUCCUAGACUCGGGCCCCGGGGAUGCCAAUUCCAAGCAGGCCGACGUGCAGACGCUCAGCGUGGCCUUCGAAGCUGUUACCCGCAUCCACUUCCCGGAGGCCCUAGGCCAUGUGGCGCUUCGCCUGGUGCCCUGCCCGGCCAUCUGUGCUGCCGCCUAUGCCCUCGUCUCCAACCUGAGCCCCUACAGCCAUGACGGCGACAGCCUAUCCCGCUCCCAGGACCACAUCCCUCUGGCCGCCCUGCCCCUGCUGGCCACCUCGUCCUCUCGCUACCAGGGCGCCGUGGCCACUGUCAUCACUCGCACCAACCAGGCCUACAGCGCCUUCCUGCGCUGCCCCGAGGGCACAGGCUUCUGCGGGCAGGUGGUGCUGAUUGGAGAUGGUGUUGGCGGAAUCCUGGGCUUCGACGCGCUCUGCCACAGUGCCAACGCAGCCACGGGAAGCCGGAGCAGCAGCCGCCGAGGAAGCCUGAACAACGAGCUGCUCUCCCCUGAGGUCGGCCCAGUGCGGGACCCCCUGGCAGAUGGGGCAGACGGACUGGGCCGGGCUAGCCCAGAACCGUCGGCCCUGCCUGCCCAGCGCACCCCCGGCGACAUGGCCAAUCCUGAGCCUGAAGGGACCCAGAACAGCCUGCAGGCCGGCCCCUCGGCCCCCUCCGGAGAGUCCUGGCGGACCAGUACAGCCUCCUGCCCCCCAGCUGCUGGCUCCGAGGUGUCAGACGGACCCACCAGUGCAGCCCGCCUGGACUUCAAGGUCUCCAGCUUCUUCCUCUUUGGCUCCCCACUGGGCCUGGUGCUGGCUCUGCGCAAAACUGUGAUGCCCGCCUUAGAGGUGGCCCAGAUGCGCCCAGCCUGCAGGCAGAUCUACAACCUCUUCCAUGCCGCCGACCCCUGCGCCUCCCGUCUGGAGCCCCUGCUGGCCCCCAAGUUCCAGGCCAUCGCCCCGCUGGCUGUUCCCCGCUACCAGAAGUUCCCCCUGGGAGACGGCUCCUCCCUGCUGCUGGCUGAAACGCUGCAGACAAACUCCAGUCUGUUUCUGGAGGAGCUGGACAUGAUGGUACCCUCCACGCCCACCUCGGCCAGUGGUGCCUUCUGGAAGGGCAGUGAGUUGGGCACUGAGCCUCCUGCCCAGCCAGCUGCCCCCAGCACCACCAGUGAGGUGGUCAAGAUCCUGGAGCGCUGGUGGGGGACCAAGCGGAUUGACUACUCGCUGUACUGCCCCGAGGCGCUCACGGCCUUCCCCACCAUCACGCUGCCUCACCUCUUCCACGCCAGCUACUGGGAGUCGGCCGAUGUAGUGGCCUUCAUCCUGCGCCAGGUGAUCGAGAAGGAGAGACCCCAGUUGGCCGAGUGCGAGGAGCCGUCCAUAUACAGCCCGGCCUUCCCCAGGGAGAAGUGGCAGCGCAAACGCACGCAGGUCAAGAUCCGGAAUGUCACUUCCAACCACCGGGCAAACGACACGGUGGUGUGCGAGGGUCGCUCUCAGGUGCUGAAUGGACGCUUCAUGUAUGGGCCCUUGGACGUAGUCACGCUCACGGGAGAGAAGGUGGACGUCUACGUCAUGACGCAGCCGCUGUCCGGCAAGUGGAUCCACUUCGGCACUGAGGUCACCAACAGCUCUGGCCGCCUGGCCUUCCCGGUACCCCCAGAGCGUGCCCUGGGUAUCGGGGUCUACCCUGUGCGCAUGGUGGUCAGGGGUGACCACACAUACGCCGAGUGCUGCUUGACGGUGGUGGCCCGCGGCACAGAGGCCGUGGUCUUCAGCAUCGACGGCUCCUUCACCGCCAGCGUGUCCAUCAUGGGCAGCGACCCCAAGGUGCGCGCUGGCGCCGUGGAUGUGGUCAGGCACUGGCAGGAUGCGGGCUACCUGAUCGUGUACGUGACAGGCCGGCCGGACAUGCAGAAGCACCGUGUGGUGGCCUGGCUGUCCCAGCACAACUUCCCCCACGGCGUGGUCUCCUUCUGUGAUGGCCUCACCCACGACCCGCUGCGCCAGAAGGCCAUGUUCUUACAGAACCUGCUGCAGGAGGUAGAGCUGAACAUCGUGGCUGGCUACGGGUCCCCCAAAGACGUGGCUGUGUACGCGGCGCUGGGCCUGCCUCCCAGCCAGACCUACAUCGUGGGCCGGGCCGUGCGGAAGCUGCAGGCACAGUGCCAGUUCCUCUCUGAUGGCUACGUGGCCCACCUGGGCCAACUGGAGGGAGGUUCCCACCCUCAUGCCCCACCGGGACCCCCGAGGGCUGCCUUGGCCAAGAGCAGCUACGGCGUGGGCGCCCCGGUGGACUUCCUGCGCAAACAGAGCCAGCUGCUGCGUUCCCGGGGCCCCAGCCAGGCAGAGCGAGAGGGCCCGGGGACGCCACCCACCACCCUGGCUCGGGGCAAGGCCCGAAGCAUCAGCCUGAAGAUGGACAGCGAGGAGUGAGGCUGCCCUAGCCAGAUAGGCUGCCCAUUUAUACCCCAGGGCCCGACGGACCAGGGCCUGGAGGCUGAGGGCUGUGGUCUCCAACCAUGCCCUGCCCCGCCCCGCCCUGCCCGCCUGGCCCCUGCAUCCAUCUGUCCAGUCCAUCAGUGUUACUCCCUUUCCGUGUGGGGGACCCGGCCUGGGGGGAGGGGGGGGGAGGGAGU
Messenger RNA from Echinops telfairi (small Madagascar hedgehog), 4165 nucleotides. RefSeq names its product phosphatidylinositol transfer protein membrane associated 1 (gene PITPNM1). Gene Ontology annotation, cellular component: cytoplasm. Gene Ontology annotation, biological process: phospholipid transport. Bases 231 to 3962 code for a protein of 1243 amino acids. Gene Ontology annotation, molecular function: phosphatidylcholine binding; phosphatidylinositol transfer activity; phosphatidylcholine intramembrane carrier activity. The record is from RefSeq and is a predicted model, not a curated record. Lineage: Eukaryota; Metazoa; Chordata; Mammalia; Afrosoricida; Tenrecidae. The transcript has 24 exons.